Molecule: messenger RNA, 592 nt
Organism: Drosophila kikkawai
Lineage: Eukaryota; Metazoa; Arthropoda; Insecta; Diptera; Drosophilidae
Gene: Irbp18
Product: Inverted repeat binding protein 18 kDa
Biological process (GO): regulation of transcription by RNA polymerase II; DNA-templated transcription
Molecular function (GO): DNA-binding transcription factor activity, RNA polymerase II-specific; RNA polymerase II cis-regulatory region sequence-specific DNA binding
Source: RefSeq, a predicted model, not a curated record
AUGCCGGCCAAGAAGAGAACUGCAAGUGCCAACGCCGCGUCCACCAGUAAGGAUAGCGAUUCCCCAAUGAGUCCAGCCGUCAACGAUCCGGAGUACCAACGGAAAAGACAGAAAAACAAUGAGGCCGUGCAACGCACACGCGAGAAGACAAAGAAAUCCGCCGAGGAGCGGAAGAAGCGCAUAGACGACCUUCGCCGAGAAAACGACACCCUAAAGGUCCAGAUUGAGCAGGGCGAGAAGCACAUAUCCACGCUCCGGGACUUGAUUAUCCAGGGCGAGAAGACCGAGGACGGCCACCGAAUCAUUGAGGAGAUACUCGCCGGACCGGAUCCCGACGACAAUGACUAGUGAGGAGCUGCUUCUGAUCUACUUUAUACUAUUCACCUGUUUUUAAGACGCUUUUCCUGGCGAUUCCAUUAAUAAGUCUACUAACAUGUAUGUUAUAAGCGGAACCCGCGGGGAUUUUGCGAAUAUGUUUAGUUUUAACCCUGACAAAGGGACUAUCCAUAAGUUUAAUAUUACGUUUCUGAUUGCACCAUAACGAUAAAUAAUGUUAAUAAAAAUCUAUGUGGGUCAUCCACUUUAAUGUGAA